AUGCUCUUCAGAACGCUCACACUCUCCAUAAAGCUCAAUCUCAACCCGAAAUCAACCUCCAAAGCAUUAUUCUCUAGCAGCAUUGCGAAAAUGGCCGAAGAUAAAAUCACGAAUUGGGUAGCGCCCAACGAUAAGAGCGGGGAGUUCAAGAGAGGGCAAUCUCAGUUCCGGAAUUUCAUUAAGAAGGGAGGGGAGUUCCCGCCGGAGAAAGGACGGUAUCAUCUCUACAUCUCCUACGCAUGUCCCUGGGCGCACCGCGCGCUCAUCGUGCGCCAACUCAAAGGCCUGCAAGACAUCAUCCCCUACACCGGCGUACACUGGCACAUGCAGCAGAAAGGCUGGCGGUUCGCGACAGCAGGGGAUAAAGAUGCGCCGGGCGAGAAUGUGGGCCCGGAUCCGGUGAAGGGCUUCGAAUACUUGCGGGAUUUGUAUUUUAGUGUGGAUCCGGAAUAUAAGGGGCGCUUUACGGUGCCGACGCUGUAUGAUGUGAAGAGCGGGCGGAUUAGGUAUGUUCUGUGCUUUCCUCUUCUCCUGCAAGCAAGCAUGCCGCAAUCUGGGCAUGGAUAUGGAUGGGAUGGGUAUCUUACUGAUGUGUGUAUUGGUGCACAGUUCGAUGAUUUGAUCGACGAGAAAUACAAAAAGGUCGAUUUGUAUCCCGCGGCGCUACAGAAGGAAAUCGAAGAAACGAAUGCGUGGACCUACGAUACAAUCAACAACGGCGUGUACAAAUCCGGCUUCGCAACCACAGCGUCCGCGUACGAAGCAGCCUGCACAUCACUUUUCACGUCCCUCGACCGCGUUGAGAAACACCUUUCGACCGUCACCGAUGGCCCGUAUUACUACGGCAAGGAAAUCACAGAGGCAGAUGUGAGGUUGUAUACUACGAUUAUAAGGUUCGAUGCGGUGUAUGUGCAGCAUUUCAAGACGAAUAUCAGGGAUGUGCGGUCGGGGUAUCCGUAUAUUCAUCGUUGGUUGAGGGAGUUGUAUUGGAAUGUACCGGCUUUUGGGGAGACGACGCAGUGGGACCAUAUCAAAAAGCAUUAUACGCAGAGUCAUACGAAUAUCAAUCCUCACAGUAUCACGCCAUUGGGUCCCGAGCCACCGAUCCUGAAGAUCGGGGAAGAGGUCCCGGCUGUUAGGUUUGCGUUGGAGGCUGCGAAGAAGAAGUGA
Molecule: messenger RNA, 1170 nt
Organism: Lachnellula hyalina
Lineage: Eukaryota; Fungi; Ascomycota; Leotiomycetes; Helotiales; Lachnaceae
Product: Glutathione S-transferase omega-like
Exons: 5
Coding region: 1-1170 (389 amino acids)
Cellular component (GO): cytoplasm
Molecular function (GO): glutathione transferase activity
Source: RefSeq, a predicted model, not a curated record